This is a messenger RNA of Malania oleifera, 2025 nucleotides long. RefSeq names its product cytochrome P450 CYP736A12-like. The transcript is spliced from 2 exons. Bases 336 to 1850 code for a protein of 504 amino acids. Gene Ontology annotation, molecular function: oxidoreductase activity, acting on paired donors, with incorporation or reduction of molecular oxygen; heme binding; iron ion binding. NCBI's taxonomy places the organism in Eukaryota, Viridiplantae, Streptophyta, Magnoliopsida, Santalales, Ximeniaceae. The record is from RefSeq and is a predicted model, not a curated record.
GAACAGCAUUGAGGUGCAGUCAGCUUAGACGGGUGGAUUCAAAGAGCCCAGCCAUGGGCGCCAUCCAGUUUUUUUCACCGUUCAACAAAGAAAGGAUGUUAAAUAAUAAUUUCCAGUUCACGAUUCAAACAUGCCAUCCACACUUCAAAAUAAGCUCCCAAGACUGCUGAGGUAAUCACUCUCCACUCUUUUCUUCGAUGGCCGCCUUCGCGAACUAUAAAUUAAUGCAUCAGUUCAGAAGUUAUCAUCAGCCCAUGCACGCAUGCCCUCAUCCUCCACUUCCCACCACCACACCUUAAUUCUCCUGAUCAGUUAAUCAAACACUUGUUCCAAUUAUGUCGCCAGAAAAUAUUGUUGUUAUCUUCGCCGUCGUCCUCGGAGCACUAUGGCUAUUUGAUCAUCUACGGCGGCGAAACGGGCCGAAAUCACCUCCGGGGCCGCCGGCGUUCCCCAUCAUCGGCAACCUCCACUUGCUCGGCGACCUCCCCCACAGCAACCUGCGCCGGUUGGCUCAGAAGUACGGCCCCAUAAUGUCGAUGAGGCUGGGGCAGGUGCCCACGGUGGUGGUGUCGACGCCAGCAGCGGCGGAGCUUUUCCUCAAGACCCACGACCUCGUCUUCGCAAGCCGGCCCAGACUGCAAGCCCCAGAGUACCUUUCUUACGGGAAUAAGGGCGUGGGGUUUUCGCAGUACGGUCCAUACUGGCGUGACGUCCGGAGAAUCUGCACCGUCAACCUUCUCAGCCCGGGGAAGAUCGAGUCGUAUGGGGGGUUGCGGAAGGAGGAGGUGGGGUCGCUGGUGCGGUGGCUGAAAGAAGCGGCAGCGGCGCGUGAGGUGGCGAACGUGACGGUGAAGCUGUCGGUGCUCAUGGAGGACAUCACUUGCCGAAUGUUGUUUGGGAGGAGCAGGGACGAGAGGUUUGAGCUGAAGAAGGUUGUCCGGGAAUUCCUUUUCUUGACGGGUUCUUCCAAUAUUGGAGACUUCAUUCCGUGGCUCAAGCCGCUUGACCUUCAGGGAUUAAAACGACGGAUGAAGGCGACAGGCAAGGCCUUCGACAGUAUCUUGGAAAUCAUGAUCGAUGAGCACAUACGAGACGGCAGUGGGCGUAGCAGCACCGGCUCCCACGGAGAUUUCAUGGACAUGAUGUUGUCGCUGAUGAACGAAUCCCAGUACUCCCAGGACGAGUCUCUGCGCAUCAUCGACCGAACCAACAUCAAAGCGGUCCUCAUAGACUUGCUGGUGGGCGGGACCGACAGCUCGUCCUCCACCGUCGAGUGGGCGAUCUCGGAGCUCAUCCGCCAGCCGAAGCUGAUGCGAAAGCUCCAAGACGAGAUCAAGAGCGUGGUCGGAAAGAAAGAGUUUGUGGAUGAGGCAGACUUGCCGCGCAUGGCCUACCUGGACAACGUGGUGAAAGAAACUCUGAGACUCCACCCUGUGUCGCCGCUGCUGGCGCCGCACGAGUCCACGGAGGACAUCACCAUCAACGGGUACUUCAUACCGAAGAAGUCGCGGAUUUUGGUGAAUGCCUGGGCGAUCGGGCGAGACCCGAGUGCGUGGCCCAACAGCCCGGAGGAAUUCAACCCGGAAAGGUUUGUGGGGAGCGAGGUGGACCUGCAGGGACGGGACUUCCAGCUGAUCCCAUUCGGGUCGGGGCGGCGGGCGUGCCCCGGAAUGCGCCUGGGCCUCACCACAGUUCGACUGGUGCUGGCUCACUUGGCGCACUGCUUUGAUUGGGAGCUCCCCGGCGGAGUGUCACCCUCCAAGCUCGACAUGAGUCAAAAAUUUGCGGGCUUGGUGUCGCCCAGGGCUCAUCCCUUGCUCGCCGUUCCUGUUUAUCGCUUCCAAAGCUAAGUGCGAAUACACGGAGAAAGACAGUGUGCGCAUCUGUUCUAAUGAAAAUUAAUGUUUUUUUGUUCCCUUGCUCUUAAAAAUUUUUAUUUUACAAUAAGUGCCUGGUCAUAUCUCAUAGUGAAGACUUUUGUAGUAAAUAUUAAUUAAUGAUGUUUGGUUUCCAUGCACAUAAAAA